Molecule: messenger RNA, 2264 nt
Organism: Dendronephthya gigantea
Lineage: Eukaryota; Metazoa; Cnidaria; Anthozoa; Malacalcyonacea; Nephtheidae
Product: persulfide dioxygenase ETHE1, mitochondrial-like
Exons: 9
Coding region: 286-1026 (246 amino acids)
Biological process (GO): hydrogen sulfide metabolic process; glutathione metabolic process
Molecular function (GO): sulfur dioxygenase activity
Source: RefSeq, a predicted model, not a curated record
GGCGUAUUUGGGUUUGUCUUGGGAAGGAUCGCUGUUUACAAAUUUUCCGUUUGAACAUUUCAUUUCACUUUUAUUGCUUUGUUUUAUUUUAAUUUGAAAACCGCAUUGUAUUGCAAAUCGUGCAUAAUUGUGUGUUUCAUCACUUGACUGAAACCGUCGUAAUAUUUAACAUAUCUUUUGUGACGUCCAUUAGUCUCAACUUACAUGUCGAGCUGCACGUCGAAGCAGAAAUAAUUUGUAAGAAAUCUUUGGAUUUAUAGAAAAAACCUCAUUCAUGCUACAACCAUGGCUAGAGCGAGACUUAUCUUUCGUCAGCUGUUAGACUCUCAAUCUUCAACGUACAGUUACAUUCUUGGAUGUGCAAAUACCAGAAAAGCUGUAAUCAUCGACCCAGUUGAUACAAAGGCCUCCAGAGAUUAUCAGCUACUUAAAGAGUUAAACCUGGACCUUCAAUAUGCUGUAAACACACAUGUGCAUGCAGAUCAUAUCACUGGCACAGGGUGGCUUAAAGCUCUCUUUCCAACAUGUCAAAGUGUGCUUUCAAAAGUUGCUGGGGGACAAGCCGAUAUUCUCUUUGAAGAUGGACAUAUAAUAGAGUUUGGUGACCAUGCUCUUGAAUGUAGACUCACACCAGGACACACAAAUGGUUGCACCACGUAUGUUGAUCUUGCCAAUGAAAUGGCAUUCACUGGAGAUGCAUUGUUGAUACGAGGUUGUGGGAGAACUGAUUUUCAGCAAGGUAAUUCGUCAGAACUUUAUGAUUCCGUUCAUAAAAAGAUAUUAUCUUUACCGUCCGACUUUCUUCUUUAUCCUGGCCAUGAUUACCAAGGUUUGACUGUUACUACCGUUGAAGAGGAAAAAGUUCACAAUCCGAGAUUGACAAAGAGCAGGGAAGAAUUUAUCAAAAUCAUGGAAAACCUCAACUUGGAUUAUCCGAAGAAAAUAGACGUCGCACUUCCUGCUAAUUUGGUUGAUGGCACAGAUCAGGUUGACGAAAACUUGGUCAGACAGAUACGUCAUGGAUAAAUAUAUUCUCUGGAUGUAAGUAUAUGUCAGUCUGGGCCCAUCAUGUGCUGUUUAUUAUAAUUAUAUCAUGAUUAACUAGUUACCUUUGUCAUGAACAUAUCUUUGAUGAACGUGUAAUAUCGUUUUUUCUAUGAAGAGUUAAGACUUGAUUAGAGAAAAUACGUCUUUAUAUUUAAUAUUUUUUUAAAAAUAAGCAAGGAUCAUGAUAACUUAUAAAGAGUUAUAAAGCUGUUGGCCCAGGGAAAGUUGUAUAAAAGAUAGUUUUAACUGUAUUUACAGUAACGGAAUUGGCCAAUCAGAAUCAAGUUAUAUAUAACUACGAUUUAAGGUGGUACACCACAAAAAGAUCAUUUGCAUAUUUAUAAAAUUAGAAAUAUUGAAAUAUGUUGAAGUAGAGUGGUAUGAUUGUUCUAAUUCUAGUUCGCAGCACAGACAUUCACGUGCUGAGUUCGCUUCAGCAGUCGUUUCGGAGUUUAGAUACACGUCCGAAAAGAAAGAAUUUUUUGCGCAAUCUCUCAAAAAACUCUCCCUCCGUUCUACCAUAAAACUAAGCUCUAAAACGACUAAAGCAUACUUGGCACACUGAUGUCUGUGCUGUGAACUAGACUCGAAAAAACACAUAUUAAGUAUGUUAAGAUAUUUCGAUAUUUUCAUUUUAUAAAUAUACAAAUGACCUUUUUGUGGUGUACCACGACCUUAAUGAAACAAAAUGUAGUUAAGAUGAUGUUAAAUGCAUUUAAAUACCAUAUGAUAACCAUGGAUCAUACCUCUGAAUUGAUCUGCUAAUGGUGUUAUUAAAUAAUAAACAAACACACAAAAAACUACCACCAACAAUAUUUUUGAUUUUUUCUAAAACGAAAAGAAAUGCGCUGUAAUCGGUUUCUACGAUCACAAAAAUAUCAAAAUAUAUACGGUGCCACCUUUAUUUUGAAUUGCGAAUAUACAAAGCAGUAUUAGUGCUCAAAAUAACAAUCGUGUUAUCUCCGGUCAACCAAAUGACUAACCGGUCAACUCAACUACAUGUUAGCUCGGUCAGAAUCGGUUUAUAAUCUGAUGCCCACGAUUUUUCAUAUGCUACUUAAACACCGUGAAAUCGCGGAACUAUAUAAUCAUGUUUUGAGACACAGAAUCUCAGGUGUGUCUUACAGUCGUUCAAUCGUUAACCUAUAUAGCUAUAUUACCCUAUCGCUUUUGAGGAAACCACCGUGUGAAUUUUCUAUCUAAGCGAAUUGUUAAUA